AUGCGAAGAGAAUUUAGGGAAUCUUGCAAAAGCAGAACAGACCGGUUUAGCGAUGAAAUGGUUGUGGAUGGUGGAGAGAGGAAAGUGCCUCCUGGGUAUUCUGUCUGUGUGAGCGAGGGAGAACAAAUGAUGGAGGAUUUAUUCUCUGUAUGUAAUGUGGCUCUAGAUAAUCUACAGAUAAAAGAAAAUGCUCUGAGUGAAUUGGAUGUUCCUUUUAAAGUCAAGGCUGGCCAGAUCGAUAAAUUAACUUUGAAGAUUCCUUGGAAAAACCUUUAUGGAGAAGCAGUUGUUGCAACCCUAGAAGGAUUAUAUCUGCUUAUUGUCCCUGGAGCAAGUAUCAAAUAUGAUGCUGAAAAAGAAGAAAAAUCCUUGCAGGAAAUUAAGCAGAAAGAGCUCUCCCGAAUUGAGGAAGCCCUUCAAAAAGCAGCAGAGAAAGGCGUGCACUCAGGGGAGUUCAUAUAUGGCUUGGAAAACUUUGUUUACAAGGACGUCAAGCCUGGACGUAAACGUAAAAAGCACAAAAAACAUUUUAAGAAACCUUUUAAAGGUCUUGAUCGCUCAAAAGAUAAGCCAAAAGAAGCCAAAAAAGAUACAUUUUUGGAAAAAUUGGCCACUCAAGUAAUAAAAAAUGUACAAGUAAAAAUCACAGACAUUCACAUUAAAUAUGAAGAUGAUGUCACCGAUCCCAAGCGGCCUCUGUCAUUUGGUGUCACGUUGGGAGAACUUAGUCUAUUGACUGCAAAUGAACAUUGGACUCCAUGCAUAUUAAAUGAAGCAGAAAAAAUUAUAUACAAGCUUAUACGGCUCGAUAGUCUUAGUGCCUACUGGAACGUGAACUGCAGCAUGUCUUACCAGGGAUCAAGGGAACAGAUCUUGGAUCAGCUGAAAAGUGAAAUUCGUACAAGUAGAAAUAUAUCCUUAAACCAUCAAUACAUUUUCCAGCCAAUAUCAGCCUCUGCAAAACUCUACAUGAAUCCUUACGCAGAAACAGAACUUAAAACACCAAAGCUGGAUUGGAACAUAGAAGUACAAAACAUUGCCAUUGAACUGACCAAGCCUCAGUACUUAAGUAUGAUCGACCUCUUGGAGUCGGUGGAUUACAUGGUUAGAAAUGCUCCUUACAGGAAGUAUAAGCCUUGUUUACCUCUUCACACCAAUUGUCGGCAAUGGUGGAAAUAUGCAAUUGAUUCUGUUCUUGAAGUUCAUAUAAGAAGAUACACACAGAUGUGGUCCUGGAGUAACAUAAAAAAGCACAGGCAGUUACUUAAGAGUUACAAAAUUGCCUACAAAAACAAGUUAACCCAAACGAAAAUGUCAGAAGAAAUACUGAAAGAAAUUCAGGACUUGGAGAAGACUCUAGAUGUUUUUAACAUAGUUUUAGCAAGGCAACAAGCACAAGUUGAGGUAAUUAGGUCUGGGCAAAAAUUAAGAAAAAAGUCUGCUGACACGGGCGAGAAACGUGGAGGCUGGUUUAGCGGGUUUUGGGGCAAGAAGGAGUCUAAGAAAAAAGACGAAGAAUCAUUGAUUCCUGAAACUAUUGAUGACCUUAUGACUCCAGAGGAAAAAGAUAAGCUCUUCACUGCGAUUGGUUAUAGCGAGAGCACCCACAACCUAACUUUACCCAAGCAGUAUGUUGCUCACAUAAUGACCCUGAAAUUAGUGAGCACCUCUGUUACAAUCAGAGAAAGCAGAAACGUUCCAGAAAUACUGAAAAUUCAGAUAAUUGACCUGGGCACCCGAGUAUCUCAGCGACCAGGAGCACAAGCUCUUAAGGUGGAAGCAAAAUUAGAGCAUUGGUAUGUAACAGGUCUGAGACAACAAAAUAUCGUACCAUCACUUGUGGCUUCUAUUGGUGAUACUGCGUCAUCCUUGCUUAAAAUUGAGUUUGAAACCAAUCCAGAGAAUAGUCCUGCUGACCAGACCCUGAUUAUUCAGUCUCAGCCCGUGGAGGUCAUCUAUGAUGCUAAAACUAUCAAUGCCGUGGUUGAAUUUUUUCAGUCAGAUAAAGGGUUGGAUCUUGAACAAAUAACAUCAGCUACAUUGAUGAAGCUAGAAGAGAUUAAAGAGAAAACAGCUACAGGGCUUACACAUAUUAUUGAAACUCGCAAAGUCCUUGAUUUAAGGAUCAAUCUGAAACCUUCUUAUCUAAUAGUUCCACAGACAGGUUUUCACCAUGAAAAGUCAGAUCUCCUCAUUUUGGAUUUUGGUACAUUUCAGCUCAACAGUAAAGAUCAAGGUUUACAGAAGACUACUAAUUCAUCUCUGGAAGAAAUAAUGGAUAAGGCAUAUGACAAGUUUGAUGUUGAAAUAAAGAGUGUACAGCUACUUUUUGCAAGAGCAGAGGAAAAUUGGAAAAAGUGUAGAUUUCAGCAUCCUUCAGCUAUGCAUAUACUGCAACCCAUGGAUAUUCAUGUCGAGUUGGCCAAGGCAAUGGUUGAAAAAGACAUCCGAAUGGCCAGAUUCAAAGUAUCAGGAGGACUUCCACUGAUGCAUGUGAGGAUUUCCGAUCAGAAGAUGAAAGCUGUGCUGUGUUUACUGAGCAGCAUACCUUUGCCACAGAGAUCUGCACAGUCUCCAGAGAGACAGGAAUCUUCAAUUCCUGUUAUUUCAAGUGGAACGAAAGGUCUACUUGGUACUCCAUUGUUGCUAGAUGGAGUAGAAUCAGAGUCCGAUGAUGAAUAUUUUGAUGCUGAAGAUGGAGACUCACAGACUGGUAAAAGUAUGAAAGGAUCAGAACUUAAAAAAGCUGUAGAGGCCCCAAAUGAGGAGCUCAUUAAUCUUCUACUUAAGUUUGAAAUUACAGAAGUGAUUUUGGAAUUUACUAAACUACAGAAGGAAGAAGAUACCAUCCUGGUGUUUAAUGUUACUCAGCUAGGAACAGAGGCUACAGUGAGGACCUUUGAUUUAACUGCAGUAUCUUAUUUAAAGAAAAUCAGCUUGGCUUACCAUGAAAUUCAAGGAUCUAAAAAGAAGCCCCUUCACUUGAUUAGCUCCUUUGACAAACCUGGAUUAGAUCUCUUAAAAGUGGAGUAUAUUAAGGCUGAUAAGAAUGGCCCUAGCUUUCAAACUACUUUUGAAAAAACAGAACAAACAUUUAAGGUGGCCUUUUCAUCUUUAAACCUGUUGCUACAAACACAGGCUCUUCUCUCUUCCAUUAAUUACCUGACAAGCAUUAUUCCUUCAGAAGAUCAAAACACGGGUGUUGCCAAAGAGGUACAAAUUACAGCUGAAAAACAGCAAAAAAAUUCAACUCUUCAAAAAGUGAUUGUAUCUUCUAAAGAUAGCGACAUUAUUGGCUUCAGGCUGUUUGCCAAGUUGAGUGCCUUCUGUGUCAUUGUUUGUGAUGAGAAGAACAUUAUUGCUGAAAUCAAGAUUCAAGGUCUUGAUUCUUCCCUUUCUCUUCAGUCAAGGAAACAGUCACUUUUUGCCAGACUGGAAAAUAUUAUUGUCACAGAUGUUGAUCCUAAAACAAUUCAUAAGAAAGCUGUGUCAAUAAUGGGGAAUGAAGUUUUCCGAUUUAACUUGGAUUUGUAUCCAGAUGCUACUGAAGGGGAUUCGUAUACCGACAUGGCCAAGGUGGAUGGUGUGGUGUCCCUGAAUGUUGGCUGUAUUCAGAUUGUCUAUCUUCAGAAAUUCCUUAUGUCACUUAUGAACUUCAUGAACAAUUUCCAGACAGCCAAAGAGGCUCUGAGUGCAGCAACUGCCCAGGCUGCAGAAAAGGCUGCCACAAGUGUCAAAGACCUUGCCCGGCGGAGUUUUCGUGUUUCUGUCAAUGUCGACUUGAAAGCCCCAGUCAUCGUCGUCCCGCAGUCUUCCAUUUCCACCAACGCAGUAGUGGUGGAUCUCGGCUUAAUCAGAGUGCAGAAUCACUUCCGGCUGGUGUCUGGAGAAGACUACUCACACCCUCCCGUGAUCGACAGAAUGGAUGUGCAGCUAACAGAGCUCAAGCUUUCUAGGACAGUGAUCCAGACAGGCAACUCCCAUCCUGAUAUCCAACUGUUGCACCCAAUUAACUUGCGUUUUUUUGUAAAUCGGAACCUAGCUGCAUCUUGGUACCACAAGGUGCCUGUUGUGGAAAUUAAAGGUCAUCUUGAUUCAAUGAACGUUAGUCUAAAUCAAGAAGACCUUAAUCUUUUAUUUAGAAUACUAGCAGAAAAUCUUGGUGAGGCUACUAAAGAUUUGGAUAAAGGGAAACCAAGAAUACAAGAGACAGGUGAGAUUAGAGAGCCCCUUGACAUCUCCCUAUCACAAGGUGCACAUGCUUCCAAAGGCACUCCGACAGCUGGAGUGGAAGAGAUUCGACCUGUAGACAUCGUUAAUAUGCUGCUGAAUUUUGAAAUUAAAGAGGUUGUGGUGACUUUGAUGAAAACAGCAGAAAAGAAAGGACGGCCUUUACAUGAACUGAAUGUCCUACAACUUGGAAUGGAGGCCAAAGUUAAAACCUAUGACAUGACGGCUACGGCUUACCUAAAGAAAAUUAGUAUGCGGUGCUUUGACUUCCCUGACUCGAAAGGAGAACCUCUUCACAUUAUUAACUCUUCUAAUGUAACUGAUGAACCCCUUCUGAAAAUGUUAUGGACAAAGGCAGAUAGUGAAGGACCAGAAUUUAAAACAGUUCAUGACAAUACCAAACAGAGAAUGAAGGUUUCAUUUUCAUCCUUAGACUUAGUGCUUCAUUUGGAAGCUUUGCUUUCCUUAAUGGAUUUUUUGUCAUCGGCUCUUCCAUCCUCUGAACCUUCCUCUUCCGAGAAGGAGUCUGUGCUGAAACCGCUUGUGGGAGAGUCCAGAAGUAUUGCUGUCAAAGCUGUAUCCAGCAACAUUUCUGAAGAGGGUGUGUUUGAUUUAAAGGUCACAGCUGAAUUAAAUGCAUUUAAUAUCUUUGUGUGUGAUCGACUGUGUAACAUUGCAGAUAUCAAAAUACAUGGCAUGGAUGCCUCUGUUUCUGUGAAGCCAGAGCAGACGGAUAUGUUUGCCAGACUUAAGGAUAUCAUAGUUACAAAUGUUGAUUUGCAGUCUAUUCACAAAAAGGCUGUCUCUAUUUUGGGAGAUGAGGUCUUUAGAUUCGAAAUGACUCUUUAUCCAGAUGCCACCGAAGGAGCAGCCUAUGCUGACAUGUCUAAAGUAGAUGGCAAACUUAGUCUCAAAGUGGGUUGUAUUCAGAUUGUUUAUGUUCAUAAAUUCUUCAUGUCUCUAUUGAACUUCCUCAACAAUUUCCAAACUGCCAAAGAAGCUCUGAGUGCAGCCACAGCCCAGGCUGCAGAACGAGCUGCUUCCAGCAUGAAGGAUUUGGCUCAGAAAAGUUUCCGCCUCUUGAUGGAUAUCAACUUGAAAGCACCAGUUAUUAUUAUUCCUCAGUCUUCAGUAUCACCGAAUGCUGUUAUAGCAGAUCUGGGUUUAAUCAGAGUGGAGAAUAAAUUUAGUUUGGUUCCUAUGGAACAUUCUUCUGUUCCUCCAGUCAUUGAUAAAAUGAACAUCGAGCUCACCCAGUUGAAGCUGUCCAGAACGAUUUUGCAGACCGAUUUAUCACAACAAGACAUUGAAAUUUUAAAACCAGUCAACCUGCUUUUGUCUGUACAGCGAAAUUUAUCAGCAACAUGGUAUACACAAGUUCCAGGAAUGGAGAUAAAGGGAAAAUUAAAACCUAUGCAAGUUGCCCUUAGUGAAGAUGACUUAACAGUGUUGAUGAAGAUUUUGCUGGAAAAUCUCGGUGAGGCUUCUUCUCAGCCACACCCUACCCAGUCUGCCCCGGAGACUGUGAGAAUGAGGAAAGAUGUUCUGAGUGGGCCUGACCAGCUCAAAGAACAAGAAGAUUUGACAAACUCAAAGCUUUCUGUGGACCCCAACGUCUCUCUGCAAUUUGACUUCUACUUUGAAUCUCUGUCCAUUAUUCUUUAUAAUAAUGAUAUCAACCAGGAGUCCAAACUUUCAUUUCAUAAUGACCGUUUCCGGCUUGGCGAACUUAGACUCCACCUUAUGGCCUCCGCUGGGAAGAUGUGUAAGGACGGCUCCCUGAAUGUCAGCCUUAAGCUUCAGACAUGCACCCUCGAUGACCUCAGAGAAGGCAUUGAGAGGGCAACCUCCAGAAUGAUUGACAGAAAGAGUGACCAAGAUAACAACAGUUCUAUGAUUGAUGUAAGUUACAAACAAGACAGAAAUGGAAGCCAGAUCGAUGCUGUUCUUGACAAGCUGUACGUGUGUGCCAGCGUGGAAUUCCUGAUGACUGUGGCCGAUUUCUUUAUCAAAGCCAUGCCUCAGAGUCCCGAAAAUGUAGCAAAAGAAACACAGAUUCUGCGACAGACUGCGGCAGGGAAAGCCAGGGCAGAAAAAGAUGACUCUGUAAGACCAAACAUGACCUUAAAGGCUAUGAUCACAGAUCCGGAAGUGGUGUUUGUCGCCAACCUGACCAGGGCCGAUGCUCCCGCUCUGACAGCCUCGUUCCAGUGCAACCUCUCCCUGUCAACAUCCAAACUGGAACAGAUGAUGGAAGCUUCUGUCCGAGAUCUGAAAGUGCUCGCCUGCCCUUUUCUCAGGGAGAAGAGAGGGAAGAACAUUACUACAGUUUUGCAACCCUGCUCUUUAUUUAUGGAAAAAUGUACAUGGGCUUCUGGAAAACAAAACAUAAAUAUUAUGGUAAAAGAAUUUACAGUUAAGAUUUCACCCAUAAUUCUCAAUACUGUGAUGACAAUAAUGGCUGCUAUGUCUCCAAAGACCAAAGAAGAUGAAUCCAAAGAUACAUCCAAAGAAAUAGAAAAUCUGUGGGGCAUCAAAUCUAUCAGUGAUUAUAAUUCCUGGUUUCUUGGUGUUGACAUGGCAACAGAAAUAACAGAAAGCUUCAAUGACAUUGGACAUCCCAUGACAGAGGAAAACUGCGCUAUUGCUGUGGAGGCCGUUCAGGUGACCCUGGAGUGUGGUCUUGGCCAUCGGACUGUCCCUUUGUUGUUAGCAGAGUCUAAGUUUUCAGGAAAUAUUAAGAAUUGGACUUCUCUAAUGACUGCUGCUGCUGACAUGACCCUGCAGGUUCACUAUUACAAUGAGAUCCAUGCUGUCUGGGAGCCACUGAUUGAGAGAGUGGAGGGGAAAAGACAAUGGAACUUAAGGCUUAAUGUGAAAAAGAACCCGGUCCAGGAUAAAAGUUUGAUGCCAGGAGAUGAUUUUAUUCCUGAGCCACAAAUGGCCAUUCACAUUUCUUCAGGAGAUACAAUGAAUAUAACAGUAUCCAAAAGCUGUCUUACUGUUUUCAACAACUUAGCAAAAGGUUUUUCAGAAGGCACUGCUUCUACUUUCGACUAUUCUUUGAAAGACAGGGCUCCUUUCACUGUAAAAAAUGCUGUGGGUAUUCCCAUUAAGGUGAGGCCCAAUCAUAAUUUCAGAGUUGUGGGCUGCACUGAGAAAAGUCAUAUUUAUGAUGUUGAUGCUGGCCAGAAUUUGGAACUGGAAUAUGCCAGCCUUGAACCUUCACGUCAAGGGAAACUGUCUAUACUGAGCCGUCAAGAAAGUUCCUUCUUCACUCUGACUUUUGUACCUCACGGGUAUACAGAAGUCGCCAACAUCCCCGUUGCCAGGCCGGGACGGCGGUUGUAUAACGUGCGGAAUCCCGGUGCCAGGCAUUCCGACUCGGUCCUGGUGCAGAUCGAUGCCACUGAGGGGAAUAAAGUAAUUACCCUGCGUUCUCCUCUGCAGAUUAAAAACCAUUUUUCUAUUGCUUUUGUCAUCUAUAAAUAUGUUAAGAAUGUUAAGCUAUUGGAGCGCAUUGGAAUAGCCAGACCUGAAGAGGAAUUCCACGUUCCUUUGGAUUCAUAUAGAUGCCAGUUGUUUCUUCAGCCAGCUGGGGUCUUAGAGCACCAGUACAAAGAAUCGACCACUUACAUUUCCUGGAAGGAAGAGCUGCACAGAAGCAGGGAAGUCAGGUGCAUGUUGCAGUGUCCCUCCAGAGAGAUUAACUUUCUGCCUCUCAUCGUGAAUACAGUCGCUCUGCCUGACGAGUUAAGUUACAUCGCUGCACACGGGGAAGACUGGGACCCGGCGUACAUCAUCCACUUGUACCCUCCGCUCACUCUGAGGAAUCUUCUCCCCUAUUCUCUAAGAUAUUUACUUGAGGGAACGGCAGAAACCCAUGAGCUCGCAGAAGGCAGUGCGGCUGACGUUCUGCAUUCGAGAAUCAGUGGAGAAAUAAUGGAGUUAGUCCUGGUGAAAUACCAGGGCAAGAACUGGAGUGGACAUUUCCGCAUAUCUGAUACGCUGCCCGAGUUCUUUCUCGUGUGUUUUUCUUCCGACUCAACAGAAGUAAUGACAGUCGACCUGUCGAUACACGUCCGGCGACUCGGCAGCCGACUGGUGCUGUCUGUCUUCAGUCCCUAUUGGCUAAUCAACAAGACGUCGCGGGUUCUGCAGUAUCGUUCAGAAGACAUUCAUGUGAAACACCCAGCGGAUUUCAGGGACAUUAUUUUAUUCUCUUUUAAGAAAAAGAAUAUUUUCAGUAAAAAUAAGGUACAGUUAAAAAUUUCAACAAGUGACUGGUCCAGUAGUUUCUCCUUGGACACAGUGGGAAGUUACGGGUGUGUGAAGUGCCCUGCCCACAACAUGGAAUACCUGGUUGGCGUUAGCAUCAAAAUGAGCAGCUUUAACCUCUCACGGAUAGUUACUCUGACUCCCUUCUGUACCAUCGCAAACAAGUCAUCGUUAGAACUAGAAGUCGGUGAGAUCGCUUCUGACGGCUCAGUGCCAACCAACAAGUGGCACUAUGUCGCUUCCUCAGAGUGCCUUCCAUUUUGGCCUGAAAAUUUGUCGGGCAAACUUUGUGUAAGAGUGGUGGGCUAUGAAGGUUCUUCCAAACCGUUCUUUUAUAACCGACAGGAUAAUGGCACCUUAUUGAGCUUAGAAGAUCUGAAUGGGGGUAUCUUGGUGGACGUAAACACUGCUGAACAUUCAACCGUCAUAACGUUUUCUGAUUACCACGAGGGAUCUGCACCUGCCCUGAUAAUAAACCACACGCCAUGGGACAGCCUCACAUAUAAACAGAGCGGGUCCCAGGAAGCAAUGGAAUUGCUGCCACAACAAGCUCGACUUUUUGCCUGGGCAGAUCCUACUGGUGCCAGGAAACUCACAUGGAGAUACGCAGCCAAUGUGGGGGAACACGAUCUCCUAAAGGAUGGAUGUGGACAGUUUCCAUAUGAUGCAAACAUCCAGAUCCACUGGGUGUCAUUCCUGGAUGGCCGCCAGAGAGUCUUGCUCUUCACCGAUGAUGUGGCCUUGGUUUCCAAGGCGCUGCAGGCGGAAGAAAUGGAGCAGGCUGAUCAUGAGAUAACCUUGUCUCUUCACAGUCUGGGGCUUUCACUGGUUAACAAUGAAAACAAGCAGGAAGUUUCAUAUAUUGGGAUCACCAGUUCAGGUGUUGUUUGGGAGAUGAAACCAAAACAAAAAUGGAAACCUUUUAGUCAAAAGCAGAUAAUCCUUUUGGAACAAUCCUAUCAGAAAUAUCUAAUAUCAAGAGACCGUGGCUGGAUUAAGAUAGACGGUAAUUUUGAGAUCAAUUUUGAUAGAGUUCCAAUGGAAAUGCGCCUCCCUAUCCGGUGCCCUAUAAAACGAGACUUUUUAUCAGGAAUUCAGGUUGAAUUUAAGCAGUCUCCUCACCAGAGAAGUUUAAGGGCUAGGUUGUAUUGGCUUCAGGUUGAUAAUCAGUUGCCAGGUACGAUGUUCCCUGUUGUAUUUCACCCUGUAGCCCCUCCAAAAUCGAUUGCUCUGGAUUCAGAGCCCAAACCUUUCAUCGAUGUGAGUGUCAUCACAAGAUUUAAUGAGUACAGUAAAGUCUUGCAGUUCAAGUAUUUUAUGGUCCUCAUUCAGGAAAUGGCCUUAAAAGUUGACCAGGGAUUUCUAGGAGCUAUUAUUGCAUUAUUUACUCCAACAACUGACCCUGAAGCUGAAAGAAAACGGACAAAGUUAAUCCAACAAGAUAUUGAUGCUCUAAACACAGAACUAAUGGAGACUUCAAUGACCGAUAUGUCAAUUCUUAGUUUCUUUGAACAUUUCCAUAUUUCUCCUGUUAAGUUGCAUUUAAGUCUGUCUUUGGGUUCUGGAAGUGAAGAAUCAGACAAAGAAAAACAGGAAAUGAUCGCAAUUCAUUCUGUCCACCUGCUGUUGAAAAGCAUAGGAGCUACUCUCACUGAUGUGGAUGACCUUGUAUUCAAACUUGCUUAUUAUGAAAUUCGAUACCAGUUUUACAAGCGAGAUCAGCUCAUGUGGAGUGUUGUUAGGCAUUACAGUGAGCAGUUCUUGAAACAAAUGUAUGUACUUGUAUUAGGCUUAGAUGUGCUUGGAAACCCAUUUGGAUUAAUUAGAGGUCUGUCUGAAGGAGUUGAAGCUUUGUUCUAUGAACCCUUCCAGGGUGCCGUUCAAGGCCCUGAAGAAUUUGCUGAAGGGUUGGUGAUUGGAGUGAGAAGUCUCUUUGGACAUACAGUAGGCGGUGCAGCAGGAGUUGUAUCUCGAAUCACCGGUUCUGUUGGGAAAGGUUUGGCAGCAAUUACAAUGGACAAAGAAUAUCAGCAAAAACGAAGAGAAGAAAUGGGUCGACAACCCAAAGAUUUUGGAGACAGCCUGGCCAGAGGAGGAAAGGGCUUCCUGCGAGGAGUGGUUGGUGGAGUGACUGGAAUAAUAACAAAACCCGUGGAAGGUGCCAAAAAGGAGGGAGCUGCUGGAUUCUUUAAAGGAAUUGGAAAAGGGCUUGUGGGUGCUGUGGCUCGUCCUACUGGCGGAAUCAUAGACAUGGCCAGCAGUACCUUCCAAGGCAUUCAGAGGGCAGCAGAAUCAACUGAGGAAGUCUCCAGCCUCCGCCCUCCUCGCCUGAUCCAGGAAGACGGCAUCAUUCGUCCAUACGACCGACAGGAAUCUGAGGGCUAUGACUUAUUUGAGAAUCACGUCAGAAAGUGGGAAGGAGAGGCUUACCGAUACCACUGUGCUAUCCCUGGGAACAGGAAAACGAUCUUCAUGGUUACAAAUAGACGAGUGUUGUGUAUAAAGGAAGUUGAAAUCCUAGGCCACAUGUCCGUGGACUGGCAGUGUUCAUUCGAAGACUUUGUAUUUCCUCCUUGCGUCAGUGAAAAUCUGCUGAAGAUUUCAGUUAAGGAGCAGGGUCUGUUCCACAAAAAAGACAGUGCUGGUCCAGGCCUCCUUCGGAAAAUUUACCUGAAGGACACCACCACAGCAGAGAGAGCAUUUAAUGCCAUUGAAGAGGCACAGUCAACAAGACACCAGCAAAAAUUGAUGAAGCAAUCAUCGCUGAAAGUUGUCCGGGCCCAAAUACCAUCUUAAUCACAGAUCCCAGGGGGCUGUUGCUGCAAAAAAAAAGCCAGUCAUUGGUCUUGUCUAAAAUUGACUCAUCUUUGUCACGCUAAAGAGAAUUUUUCAAGCAGUCCUUUAAUUUUUUCUCCAGUAGUUAGUUUUUGUCCAUGUUAGUUUUGACUCUAAUUUUGUAACCAUGUGUAUAUUAAUAAUCUACUUCAACACUGCCACCUAGAAAACUGAACUUCAGUGCUGGAAUCCUCAUGGCAUUGGAGGUUCAGAUCCCCACGUCAGCCUGAAGGGCACAUGCUCAAGAUUUUGAUGAACCAGAGGGCUAAGGACGGGGGAUCGCCAACUGAGAGGACUCUGCUGAUGCGACCUCUGUCUCUUUCUCUCAUGCACAUGUUCUCUGUCAUGAAUAAAUAAAUAACUUAGUGGGAAAAUGGAA
Messenger RNA from Tupaia belangeri chinensis (Chinese tree shrew), 11722 nucleotides. It is a transcript of the gene VPS13C, whose product is annotated as vacuolar protein sorting 13 homolog C. The transcript has 85 exons. Gene Ontology annotation, biological process: protein targeting to vacuole; protein retention in Golgi apparatus; mitochondrion organization. Bases 1 to 11304 code for a protein of 3767 amino acids. Lineage: Eukaryota; Metazoa; Chordata; Mammalia; Scandentia; Tupaiidae. The record is from RefSeq and is a predicted model, not a curated record.